This is a messenger RNA of Protopolystoma xenopodis, 1386 nucleotides long. The record is from the annotation of a GenBank genome assembly. Lineage: Eukaryota; Metazoa; Platyhelminthes; Monogenea; Polystomatidea; Polystomatidae.
UUGACUUUAUAUAACCAUCACGCUGUUCAUUUGCCGGGGCAUGUCAAUGUAUGUCCGGAAACCUCCAACCGCGAUCUUUUCUGGCCAACCACGGGGCCGACAACAGCGUUGUCAGGCCUCGGUGGGCUUUCAAGUGGCGCUAGCAGUGGUUUCGUGAGCGCUGGGUCUCUGGCCUCAGCCUGGUCUUCUUCUGCCUCCACGAACCAGCUGAUUAGCGUGCAACCGCAGGUAUUUCCGUCAUCGGCGUGGCGACAUCAACAGCGCCAACAGCAGCUUCACUCCGACAAAUUCAGCAGUCCGACGACGAGACUAACCUCGCUCCAAAUUAGCCUCAGUGAAGGGGGCUCUCUGCUCGGCAGCGUAGCCUCUACCCAAUGUGAUCCCAUAGCCACUUAUAUUGGCCCAGGCAAGCCGAUAUCCGACCCAUUUGUUCCUUCCCCUUUUGUCAAACGAAUCGGUCGUAGUACGUCUCUUUCAACGGCAGCUACAUCGGUCACAUCAAAUCCAGAUUCCAGUUCGCCAACGCGCUAUCGAUACAGCAUGGCUAGAAAAUCAGCCUGCCUACCAGUCGGUUAUGAUUCAAUAGGUGUUUGCUCCACUUCCUCAGGUGGUUCCCAUAAGCCAGCCGUUUCCGAUGAACUUGUUCCUGCACUGGGGAAUUGGAGACAGUCAUCUUUAUCUUCAUUUUCUGCCGAUAUCGUACGUGGAGAUCCUCUAGGGCAUUCAGCUGGCUUCACAACCACUUCUACCACAGCCUUAAAUACGAGCAUCAAAGAUGCUACACUCUCUGCCCCUCCAAUCACUGCAUCUACCAAGUUUUCCAGCUUUUCAUCGACCAGCCCCACUACCUCUUCAUGUUCUUGGGCCACCGACAUUCCGCUGUCCUCUGCAAACAUUCCCACGGCGUCUGAUUGUUCAGGACCCCUUCAGCCAUUACGCGUUUAUACAGAUGGCUUGGAGCUUGGGACCGGAUCCACUCCGAUCGGGACGCUUUUGGGCCCUUUAGGUGACUUUCAUACGUGGAGAGAGACAGCCCAUUCACUUGGCGGACCACAAACGCAACCACAGCCGCAGCAACAUCAACAUCAACAUCAACAGCAACAGUCUUCAACUCGCAGGCACACCUUAGGCCCUGGCUGUCGGUCAGCACGGCAGCAUUCCUUCUGGCCGACCGAAUCGAACUCCGGUGCGAAGCCGGCUUCACUGAAUAUUCUGCCACUUACCUCAACUGCUCCGAGUCUACCACUUGAUGGUGAAAAGUCAUUUAGCCUAAAUCCGCUCAAGGUUGCCAACUCAAAGGGAAACAUCUUUCAGCAACGCAAGGAUCUGUUGGCUUUUGAGGUGGGUUAUGUAAUCAAGUUUUAUCUGCGUUUGAUUACCUUUUAA